GACCGCCGUCCGGUGUCAGGUGGCCGCGCGCAAGGGACAGCCGCGGACAGCCUCGGGCCACACCGCGCAGCCACUCCCAUGAGCGCUUGGCCGCCUGCCCUGACCAGGGGCCCGGAUCUCGCGCUUCUGCGCCUGCUACUACCCUCGCUGCUCUUCACCUCAGCCCUAUGGCCGGCAGCCCGUGCACGAAACGCCUCGUGUGGCGGCUUCCUGACGCAGUUCCGGGGUCACUUUCAGUCGCCAAAUUACCCCGACCACUACGACGACUCUGCUGUGUGCCGCUGGUACAUAUUCGCGCCAAAGGAGUUUGCCAUCCUCAUCGAGAAGCACGCCAUCGACAUCGAGGACGAUGCAAGCCGGGCGGACUGCCCCUACGAUUACUUGAGGUAUUCUUUUGGAAACUGGAAGAAGACCUUCUGCGGAAAAGGAGCGGUCGAACCUAUUCUCCUGGACACAAAUUUCGUUACAGUCGUUCUCAAAACGGACGCAAGUAUGUCUGGAACAGGUUUCAACAUAUCAUACAGAUUUGUUCUUCCGCCGUGCGUGCGGACGUUCACGUCUGGCGAAGGCCUGCUCGAGAUCCCCGAAGACAAGAGCAAGAGGAACAUGCUCAUUCGCCGCCGGCGCUGGUGCUUCCGCAGUGCUCGCGGAAACAGCUACCAGUUCACCUUCGACUACUUCGACCUCGUCGGCGAGCCUCCAAAGUGCCGCCACAUGUACAUGAAGGUCCUGGAGAAGAACGAGGGCCAGGUGCGCAGCCAUUCGAGGAUGUGCGGCAAACUGAUCCCAGAGCCCGUGCAUACGCGUAGCAGCUCGGUCUCGCUGCUUUUCCUGAGCGACCGCCCGCUUGACAAGAACGGACUGCACGUCAGCUGGAAGGUGUUCGGCUGCAACGAGGAGCACCGCGCGGCUGCCGGCAAGCUGCGGUUCCCGCGCGAGGGCAUCUACACCGCCUAUCCGGCGACUUGUCGUUGGACCAUCUACGCAAACAGCGACCAGACCGUCGAGCUCACGGUCACCAGGCUCAACCUGCAGCGCUGCGACCUCGAAUACCUCAGGAUUUUCGAAGGCGAGGGUGAGCGUCGCACGCUUUUGGACGACGUGUGCCGGCUGGACUCCCCGGUGGUGAUCACAUCUACCCGCCGCAUUAUGACCCUCCAGUUGCGACUACACGCUCUACGUCGAGACGCUGUCGAGGCUGCUUACCAGAUGAGGGCCACGCCAUGCGGUGGCCUGUACGAAGCGAGCGAGGGUUCAAUCGUGUCACCAGCCGACUUAUCCGAAGCGGAAGGCGGCCUCACCUGCGUCUGGACUAUUCGCGUCAGGAGCAACUACCUGCCACGCGUCGAGUUCAGGGAGUUCGCAUUCAGCGAGUCUGAAAAUUGCUCCUCCGGAUACAUCGAGGCCUACUUCCUGAACCAGGGCAGCCACAUGCAGCUGAUGCCCCGCCGCUGUGCGGCCGAGCCUCCGCCGCCCGUGGUGGGCAUCGACAACGAGGUGCGUGUCAAGCUGCACGUCGAGCAUCGGGACUCCCACACGCACUUCAGACUGAGAUUUCGAUCAGUGUGCGAGACAAUGGUGAUCGCUAACCGGACCGGUGGCAUGUCGCAGUCCUUCGGCUUUCCCAAGCUUUACGAGCACGAGUCUGAGUGCAGCUGGAAUGUGUACGCGCCAAAGGGCGAGCGACUGGCGCUGUUCGUGACCGACCUGCGGUUCAGCAAGAGCAAGUACUGCGCCACGAGCACGCUCACAGUGGCGGACGGCACGCAACCCACGUCACCCGUGUUGGCCACGCUGAGCCGGCCCGAGCCCCGCGCCUUCCUGUCGAGCGAGGACGCCCUGUCGCUGCGCAUCUGCGGCGGCGUGGUCAAGUUCGUGUACAUGUCGGUGCCCAGCGAGACAUGCAGCAAAGCGGAGCAGCCCGCCACGGAGCCGCCGCACCGGGAGGUUUCAGCCAAGUCAAAGGCUGCUGACACGUCGGUCGUGUGGGAAGAGAUCGACCAGACCCCAAGUUGAGGACGCGUGUCCGGGCCCGUGCGGUCGCCGGAUGCCGGGUUGGCUCGUUAGAAUUGCACAACAAUGUAGGCGGGUCUGGGACACGUGAGCGCAAGAAGAACGCAGCACGAAACAUAUGCGCCGUAUCAUCCACUGCGCCACUGCUUUUGCAGCGGAUUUAAGGACUCUGGGCUUCCUCUCGGUCAACGACUGGCGCAGCAUAAGAGCCGAUUGCUGCCAGCAAGCAAACCUGCAAAUGUUUCGUAGCAGUGCGCGUCCGUUUGGAGAACGGCAUCGCGUUUAGUAUAGUAGCACCAGUGCUUUAGUCAGAUCAUUGCGGCGCAAAUUAAACGUGUACGACGGAGCGAAACCUGACAGUAUAGGUGGGCAGGCUUUAUUCAAAUUUUCACUGUCGCCACAAAACAAACGUGCGCGUACUCACUUGUGCAGCAUUGUGAAAAUGGUGACUGGAAUACUGGAAUCUCCUGUUCAAAGUUGCAAGCACGUACGAACGACCAGUUGAUGUUUUCAUUCCAAAAGUAUAGUUAACGCGGAUAAACAUCGAUUGUCAUGAACCACUUAGCGUCAAAUAAACUGUAAUUGCAUUCGGUAAAUCUCCUGCUCACCACUGCGGACCUUCACCUCUUAAUUGCUGUUAUGGAGGUACUACAUAUUUGUGCAAAUUUUCUUUACGAUAAAAGAGCACGCUCCACCACUUGAACGUCUGUGUAUGUGCAUAUGUUUAAGCCGCCAAAAGACCAGCAGAAACCAUAAGUAUUCUACGGGGGGCAGUGUGGCGUUAGUAUUUGAGACAAACAAAAAACGAAGAAAAAAAACUGUGUGCGAUGCGAGGCGUUAUUUUUGAGCGAGAAGAAAUACAACAUCUCAGUAUAGAACGUGAGGUGCUGUGCUAAUAGGGUCUGAAGGCAUGCAUGAUAGAGUUCUUUGACAAAGAUUGUAAGAGCACCAAUGGGAGUCAAUAUAUAAAGCGCCAAUAGUGACGGCGCACUAGGAAGGAACAAAGACAGGAGAAGGCGCUUCCUGUCUUUGUUCCUUGUGCCGUCACUACUGGCGCUUCGUCUAUUGAAAGCUAUGCACCAACUAGCCCCACAACGUGUUUUACUGCAAUACCAAUAGGAGCGACUUGCACAAAACAUUUCACUCAUCGUUGAAAGGCUUCGCUACAAAGUGAGUAAGUUACUGCGACCGGAGUUGCCGAAUGAUCAUUACAGCAAAAUAUUAACCUUCCUACUCAACAACUUUCUGUGCGGCAACUUAGUGGCGCCGCUUCGCGAAGUUUUUUAACCGUGAGUAAAUUUAGCCACGGUAAAACGACCUCAAAGGUCUUUUGCGGUUUAGUUAUUCGUAUUCAUGUCACGGAUUGGUAUUCACGUCAUUUUUGAAAUUGACAUUGAAUCGAAUGCAGCCACACUCUUAAUGUAAAGCCCCUGUCAGAAAUUGUAUGCGUGCCUGUGCCAAUGAAAAUAAAUGGAUCUAAAAUUUUGCAAUGCAGGAAACGUUGAACCACACUCUGACUCAAUUGAUUGGCUUGUCUUAACGGACACGUAAUCGUUUAAGCGGCUUUUAGGUCGAAGCGGCUGUCGAGACUCCCCAGAAUGGCCGACAAAAAAAUAAUUA
Messenger RNA from Dermacentor albipictus, 3633 nucleotides. RefSeq names its product cubilin-like. The record is from RefSeq and is a predicted model, not a curated record. Lineage: Eukaryota; Metazoa; Arthropoda; Arachnida; Ixodida; Ixodidae.